Molecule: messenger RNA, 1236 nt
Organism: Aspergillus thermomutatus
Lineage: Eukaryota; Fungi; Ascomycota; Eurotiomycetes; Eurotiales; Aspergillaceae
Product: aldose epimerase family protein
Exons: 1
Coding region: 1-1236 (411 amino acids)
Biological process (GO): beta-D-galactose catabolic process via UDP-galactose, Leloir pathway; glucose metabolic process
Molecular function (GO): aldose 1-epimerase activity; carbohydrate binding
Source: RefSeq, a predicted model, not a curated record
AUGCACGUCAAGCACUAUCUCUCUGCCGUCCUCUAUGGACUGCCAGUUUUGGCUCAGAGUACACAGUCGAGCUCCUCUUCUUCGUCCAGCACUUCAGCUACAGAUCCCUUCAAGGUCUAUACCAUCAGGGCGGGAAACAUCACUGCCAAGUUUAUUCCGUAUGGAGCACGGUUGAUAUCUUUGAUGGUCCCGGAUCGCGAUGGCAAGGAGCAGGAUGUCGUCAUUGGCUACGAUGACCCCAAGGCCUACCUGAAUGAUACAGAGACAGUUCACACCUACUUCGGUGCUGUUGUUGGUCGGUACGCCAAUCGCAUCAAGAACGGCACGUUCACCAUCGGCACGAACGAGUACCAUGUGCCGGAGAAUGAGCACAACGGCAUUGACACUCUCCACGGAGGCAACGUGGGCUACGACCAACGGAACUGGACUGUCACAGCACACUCCAAGUCUUCCGUCACCUUCACUCUUCUCGACCAAGGUUGGCAGAAGUUCCCCGGAGACGUCAUCACCCACGCCGUCUACAGCGUCGACACGACCGUCACCCCAGAGAACCCAAAGGGUCUCCCCCAGCUGACCACCAAACUGGUCUCACUUGCCCUGACGGAGGCGACACCCAUCAUGCUCUCCAACCACAUCUACUGGAACCUCAAUGCCUUCAAGGCCCCUAAUGUCCUGAAUGACACCUUCCUGCAACUUCCUUACUCCAACCGCAUCAUCGCCACAGAUGGCAUCCUCAUCCCCAACGGCACCAUCCUCGGUGUCGAUGCGUACAACGGCGCCCCCGAUUUCACCACGGGCAAGCUCAUCGGCGCUGAUCUCAAGGAUACCUACGGUAUGUGCGGCACAGACUGCACCGGCUACGAUACCUGCUGGCUCGUCGACCGACCCCCUCAAUACGCCGCUCCGGACUCGCUCGUCCCCAUCGUCCGCAUGAAUUCCAGCGCAACCGGUAUCAGCCUCCAAGUAUCGUCCAACAUGCCCGCUCUGCAAAUCUACACCUGCGACAACACCGUGAUGGACUACGUUGCCAUCAAGCCGACGCAGGAGAAGCGUAAUAAGGAAGAGGGCAAGGAAGGUGCACAGAACGUCAUGCAGUAUGGCUGCGUGGUUAUCGAGCCUGAGGGCUGGAUUGAUGGCAUCAACCACCCGGAAUGGGGACAGUUGUCGGAGCAGAUCUUCUCUCCCGCCGAUGGUCCAGCCGUCAACUGGGCUACUUAUCAAUUCGGCACUGUCUAG